Messenger RNA from Helobdella robusta, 780 nucleotides. RefSeq lists its product as hypothetical. The coding region runs from base 1 to 780 and encodes 259 amino acids. Gene Ontology annotation, biological process: cell-cell adhesion; cell-matrix adhesion; integrin-mediated signaling pathway. The record is from RefSeq and is a predicted model, not a curated record. Gene Ontology annotation, molecular function: integrin binding. Gene Ontology annotation, cellular component: external side of plasma membrane; integrin complex. The transcript is spliced from 7 exons. Lineage: Eukaryota; Metazoa; Annelida; Clitellata; Rhynchobdellida; Glossiphoniidae.
AUGAACACACUUAGCAACGUUCAUAUGUUGGGCAAAAACAGUUACUUUCGAAAUACGCCUUUUGUUAAGCUUUUUCAAAGCACGAAGUAUGUGAAUAUUUCUGACAUGGUUGUUUAUCCGAAAAGUUAUUCAUUUGAUGUGCUUUUACUCGUGGGAGCACCUAGUUGUGGAAUGAAUAAAAAGUUGUCGUUGAUGGAAGGAUGCGUUCAAGAAUGUUCCGUUGAUGAAAACAUUUGCAAAACUACGAAGUUUGAACGUGUCGGAUCGACGAAAGAAUGGAACGGUCAGACGAUGAUGCCGGUUGAAAACAAGACUCAUCAGAUGCUAGGCGCGUCUCUAAGUGCUUCUGCUAACGGUUUAAUCGUGGCCUGCGCUCCGAGGUACGUCUUCAUGUCAAGGUCGGGACUGUUGAGAGAACCAAUUGGCACGUGUUACUUGAAAAAUAUUUCCUCCAAUAAAUUUUACAAGCUGCAACCAUGCAAAAAAGGAUUAUUAGGCCAUCAUAAACAAGGACACUGUCAAGCUGGAUUCAGUGCUCAUUUAAGUCAACUAUUUGAUUAUUUCAUAAAGGAUGGAAAAAAUUUAGCUUUGGGAGCCGUCGGAAGUUAUUUCUGGCAAGGUGAAGCAUUUUUAUAUAAUUUCGAAAACGAUGUGGACCCCAUUUUGCCACUCGAAACGUCCAAAAGUUCUUACGAUAAAGAUUAUAUCUACACGGGCUAUUCCGUUUCUAUGAGUUAUUACGAUGAAGAUGAUCUAAUUGGUAGUGUAAAUAUUUUUUAA